GAUGGUGAUAAUAAUACAUUCGCACAACCUCCACCAGAGGAGCGUUUCCGAAAUCAGUUAGAGCAAUUGACAAGUAUGGGUUUCACGAAUCGAGAAGCGAACAUUGAAGGUGUGUAUUUGGAGAAAAUUCUGUUGAAUUUGCGAAGUAUUAUUGGAAGUUAUUCGAAGGGUUUAGCACAAUUUUAUUUAGUAGUGUGUUCAAGUUUGAUAAAGGAGGAAAGUAUGUUCUAA
Messenger RNA from Anisakis simplex (herring worm), 231 nucleotides. The record is from the annotation of a GenBank genome assembly. Lineage: Eukaryota; Metazoa; Nematoda; Chromadorea; Rhabditida; Anisakidae.